AUGGAAAAUAAUCAAAUUAUGUUCAUGAACCAAGACGAUUAAGUCUAAAUAUUUAGUGAUGAAGACGAUUAAAUAUCCCAAAUAAUUGAAUAAGAUUCAACUGGUAGAUUUUGUAAGGUAAAUGAUGAAAUGUAUUUUUAGUAUAAUGAAUAAAUUGGUUAAGGAGCAUAUAAAAGUGUAUUUAGAGGAUAUGAUAAUUAGAGUGGUUGUGAAGUUGCUUGGAAUGUAUUUUAAUUAAAUAGUGUUCCAGAAAGUAAGAAUUUACAAUAGUUAAGAUGAAAGAAGAAGAGUAAGAUAAGAGAUUUCAAUUCUAAGCAGUCUUAAACAUGAUAAUAUUAUUAAAUUCAUACAUUCAUGGCAUAAUAAAUCAAAAAAAGAAAUUGUUUUCAUAACAGAAAUAAUAAAUGGAGGUUCUUUGAAAAAGUAAAAUCAUAGCUAUGUUUAGUUAUUUACGUAGAAUCACUAGGCCAAAAUUAAAGGUUAUAAAGAAUUGGUGUAGAUAAAUAUUAUUUGGUUUAGAAUAUUUACACAGACAAAAUAUAAUUCAUAGAGAUUUGAAAUGCGAAAAUCUUUUAAUUGAUACAAAUAAUAAUGAAUUAAAAAUUGGUGAUUUAGGUCUCUCAAUUUAGUAAUAAAUCUAUAUUUUAAUUUAGAUUGUAAUAAUCUUUUACAACUUCAGUUUUGGGUACUCCUGAAUUUAUGGCACCAGAAAUAUAUUAGGAACAUUAUGACACUAAAGUGGAUAUCUAUGCCUUUGGUAUGUGCCUAUUAGAAAUGGUUACAGGAGUAAAACCAUUUUGUGAGUGUAAAGGUGGUACAGGUUAAGUGAUAAAGAAAGUAAUUGAAUAGCAAAAGCCUCAAUCAAUUGAUGCUAUUUAGAAUGAUAAAAUCAAAGCAAUUAUCUUAGAGUAUUUUGAUUUCUUUGCAAAACAGAUGUUUAAAACCUCCAGAAGAAAGACCUUCUGCUACUUAAUUGUUAUAAACUCACUUUAAUCUUCAAGUUACCGAUAAUGACAACCUUCCUGUUCCAAUUAAUGAGUAACUCCUUUUCUAAUUAAGGGAUGAUAGCAAAAGUAAUAAAAUUAAUAAUAAUAAAAAAGAUUCAUCUAUUUUAAAAUGUAAUUUAUCUAACAAAAUAAUGUUGACCAUAGGUAGUAGUAAAUUUGAAACUAAUUCAGAAAUUAGUAUUCAUAAACAAACCUAAUAAUAAGGUUUGGUAAAGAAAAAUUUAAUAAUUGAAACAGAAGAUGAAACUGAACAAAUAUUUAAUAAAUAUUACAAAGAUUAUAUUGUAAUUUAUUUUUAUUAUAUAUUUUAGUGUUUAAAAAAUGAUGAAUCUUUGUAAGAUCUUGAAUAGAGAUAAGAAAAAGAAUUAUAAAUGUUAAAAUAAUUACAUUUAUAAUAAAAACAAGAAUAUUUGAAAAAGACUUCAAAUAAUUUCAACGUUAAAAGUUCAUCUCAACCAUUUUAAAGUUCUGGAUUUCUGUCUCUUGGAUCUUAUUAAAAUUUUUUUGAACUUUAGUAAGAUUCAAUUUGUCCAAAAUAAAUAAUUGAAAGCCCAUGUUUAGAAAGAAAUAGCAAUAAUAGAUUAUUGAAGCUUGAAAUGGUAUAUAUAUUUAUAUAUAAUUUAAUUUAGAUUACAGAUAAUAUCUCUUAAUAAUAAUCAUUUAAUUAGUCAUAACAAGUUGGUAUUUAGAAUAAAAUUAUUGUAGAUAUAUAAUUAGAAGUCAAUAAUUGA
Paramecium primaurelia is the source of this 1738-nucleotide messenger RNA. The record is from the annotation of a GenBank genome assembly. Lineage: Eukaryota; Ciliophora; Oligohymenophorea; Peniculida; Parameciidae.